This is a messenger RNA of Staurois parvus, 407 nucleotides long. The record is from the annotation of a GenBank genome assembly. Lineage: Eukaryota; Metazoa; Chordata; Amphibia; Anura; Ranidae.
AUGCAGACUCCUUCUACAAACAUUUGUGAAAGACUGUGCAAUAAGUCCAUCCAUGAAAUUUCCUUGCUACUAAAUAUUCCACAGUCAACUGUUAAUGGUAUUAUAACAAAGUGGAAGCAACUGGGAACAACAGCAACUCGGCCACGAAGUGGAAGGCCACGUAAAAUGAUAGAAAGGGGCAGUGCAUGCUGAAGCGCAAAGUGCGCAGAAGUCGCCAACUGUCUACAGAUUCAAUAGCUAAAGACCUCCAAACUUCAUGUGGCCUUCAGAUUAGUACAACAACAGUGAGUAGAGAGAUUCAUGGAAUGGGUUUCCAUGGCUGAGCUGCUGCAUCCAAGCCUUGCAUCACCAUGUGCAAUGCAAAGUGUCGGAUGCAGUGGUGUAAAGCACUCCACCACUGGACUCUA